GUGCCUGAGGAAUUAGAUGGUGGGUUUUAGGAAUUUUAUUUUGGUUUUUUUCCAUGUGAGGGAAACCACCCAAAUUAAUUCCCGUUAGAGCGAGAGACUAAGCCCUAAGGGUUGUAGUCCGUGACGUUUCCGAUCAUCGCCGGCCGACGACUCCCGGCGAGUGAAAGAGCGUGAAACAUACUAAUGGAGAGAGGACGACAGUCGCUUCAAUCCGACGUGCAUCACUCAUCCGAUCACAUCCGAAGCUCGAUAGUCUCUGCUUUUGUAGAAGCUUAAUCUGAAUUUCAAUUUCGAUUAAGAAUGGUUGUAACCACCAGAUCCCAAGCCAAGAAAGCUGAGAAGUUGGGCGUAUCAGAAUCAAAGUUUGAAUCUGGAGAGAUUAACGGGAAAACAUGGCGAGACUGGAUGACGAACUGGACUGUAAUGCAUAAGGCCAGGGAACUUUGGAUCCAAGAAAUCUUCUGUGAAAAACAACGCGCGGAGAAUCCAGCCUUGUUAAGAACACAUAAGCUCAGAUACGUUGCAAGAAGAGAAUGGGAUUCCAUUGCUGAUACUGAGAAAGCUCCCUUUAUUACCAAGGCCUUGGAUGCAUUGGCUCCAGGUCCUGUACUAGCGGGGGCACUCACUAUGAAAGUUGUGAGAAAAACAAGCAAGCAAACAAGUGAGUCAGAAUACUGUCAUGCUUGUGCCAGUUUCAGGGAAGACUUCUACGAGAAUCACUUUAUGACUCAUUCAGACUACAAACUAACAGAGGAGGUCAGGGACGCUGCAAGCAGGACAUGGGCUUCUUUGGAUGAGGGUGCCAGAGCUGCGUAUUUUGCCGAGGGCAAGAAAAGGGAGGCUGAUAGCGAUGAGGUUUUCGAGUAUCUUCAACACAACGAGACUUAUAAGGCUCGACUCUUAUCUUACAUGUUUUAGUUGUCAAAACGAAGUUCUUAUUGGUUCGUUUUCUAGAUACGAAAAUCAGUGAAAUAUUUUUUUUGCACUCAAGCUCUUUUCAUUUUCUGGUUUUUUUAUAAAUAUUUUUGCCCAAUUCCCAUAAUCGCAACUCUUGUAUGUAUACAUUAAUUAAUUAUGUGUCCCUUG
Cuscuta campestris is the source of this 1086-nucleotide messenger RNA. NCBI's taxonomy places the organism in Eukaryota, Viridiplantae, Streptophyta, Magnoliopsida, Solanales, Convolvulaceae. The record is from the annotation of a GenBank genome assembly.